Plectropomus leopardus (leopard coralgrouper) is the source of this 2918-nucleotide messenger RNA. It is a transcript of the gene tut1, whose product is annotated as terminal uridylyl transferase 1, U6 snRNA-specific. Gene Ontology annotation, biological process: RNA 3'-end processing. NCBI's taxonomy places the organism in Eukaryota, Metazoa, Chordata, Actinopteri, Perciformes, Serranidae. Gene Ontology annotation, molecular function: poly(A) RNA polymerase activity; RNA binding. Gene Ontology annotation, cellular component: nuclear speck. The record is from RefSeq and is a predicted model, not a curated record.
ACAAACGCAAUGUCGACGCUGGAGGGAGAUUUGAGAGGCGCAUGGAGACCACAGUCGGCCUCAAACUUUGUUGACGGCUUCUGCUGUUGAUAUAUUUCUUGCUUUAUGGUCAUAAUUUACUUUUGGCCGUAAUGGAGACGGACAGUGACAUACAAACGACGGCGAGGGGGUUCCACUGCGCCCUCUGCAAUGUCAACUUACCAAACCUGCCCAGUGUGGAUCAGCAUGUCAAAGGACGGAAACACCAAACGUUGAGCACUGUGCGGGCCACCAGAAAGAACCAGGAGCAGCACAGUGUGUUUGUCAGUGGCAUCAAGCCUGACAUCUCUCAGACUGACAUAGCCGAGCACUUUCAGCAGUUUGGGCCAGUCUCAGAUGUUAUCAUGGAUAAAGACAAAGGUUUAUACGCCAUUGUGCAGUUCACUGGGUCUGACAGCAUACAGGCGGCCCUGUCCUGUGUCGAGCACAAGAUGAAAGGCUUGAAGCUGCGUGUCAAACCCAGGGAGAAGAAGGACUUCAAGUUGAUUCCCAAGAAGAACGACUCCCAGAACCUCCAACAAGCUUUUGAACGUCUCAAACCACAGCUGUGCCAGUUGGUGUCUGUGGAUGCGCAGAUGCAGUACGUCAUGGAGAAAUUUCAGCUUGGAGAAAAUGAAAAGAAAGCCAGAGGCUUGCUGGUUCAACUCCUGCAAGAGGUUUUCGUGGAGUUUUUUCCAGACAGCCAGAUUCAGCCAUUUGGGUCCUCUGUCAACACUUUUGGCAUCCACUCCUGCGACUUGGACUUGUUCCUGGAUCUGGAAAAUACCAAGGUUUUCCAGGCUCAUGCCAAGACUACCACAGAACAGGCCAUGGAGGGCACCUCAGACGAUGGGCGCUCUGAGGACUCCAUCCUCUCCGACAUUGACCUGUCCACUGCCUCUCCGGCUGAGGUCCUCGACCUUGUAGCAGCGAUCCUUAGACGCUGCGUCCCCAGCGUGCACAAAGUUCAGGUGGUCAGUAGUGCUCGCCUCCCCGUUGUCAAGUUUCAUCACCGCCAGCUUAACCUCCAGGGGGACAUCACCAUUAACAACAGACUGGCAGUGAGGAACACCCGCUUCCUCCAGCUGUGCUCAGGGGUGGAGGAGAGGCUAAGGCCUCUGGUGUAUACCAUCCGCUACUGGGCCAAGCAGAAGCAGUUGGCUGGUAAUCCCAGUGGUGCUGGUCCUCUGCUCAACAACUAUGCUCUGACACUGCUGAUCAUUUUCUACCUGCAAAACUGUGAUCCACCCGUCGUCCACACAGUUGACCAGCUUAAAGACAUGGCCUGUGAGGAAGAAGAAUGUGUGAUUGAGGGCUGGAACUGCACCUUUCCUAGUCAGCCUAUUGCUGUGCCCCCCAGCAGGAACACGCAGGACCUCUGCACCCUGCUCUCAGGCUUCUUCUCCUUCUAUGCCAAGUUUGAUUUUGCCAGUAAUGUCAUAUCUGUCAGGAAGGGCGGUGCACUCCCAAUCACUGAUUUCCUCAGCCAGGAUAAAGAGGAGGAGACCAUGCAUGAGGAAAAACCCACCAAGACCCAACCCCACGGCCCCAAACUGGGCCCCCUAAAUCUCCUGGACCCCUUUGAGCUCUCCCACAACGUCGCCGGAAACCUGAACGAACGCUCUCAGCGCAACUUCCAGAGAGCAUGUCAGGAGGCUGAAAAGUACUGCCGCAGCCUGCAGUACCAGCGCAAAUCCACCAAGGGGAAAUCAUGGGGGCUGGUGCGCUUAUUCAGCCCCCACGGGGAGGUCCUGCAUGCCAAAGCAGGGCAGCUGACCAUCAGCAUCCCCUUCAAAUCAGCGUCGCUCCCUGAAGUGCUGCGUAAUCAGCUGCACAUGGCGGGAGAUAGCUUCCGCCUGCUGUGGUUUCAGAAGGUCUGCUCUGCUGUGGAGGGGGUCUUCCGAAGUGUUCUCAGGUGUCACCUUGCCUCCUCCACAGGCGACGAUUCAGCUGUUGAUGCUGCUGUGGAAAUGGAAACCACGUCAGCUUCCCUCAACACAUCAGUAAAUGACAGUUGUGACAGUGUUGAAUCCCAAAAUGAAGCCAGCCCUCUGGGUAAGGCUGUAACCGGUGCCAAGAGGCAGCUAUCUUCUGGCAGCGAUGCCUCUGUGUCGCCUCAAGGCAAAAAGCCAAGAUUGGCAAAAAGAGGCAAGCUUGAGUCCCCUCGCUGGAUCUGUGUGCAGAGGCACAUAGUGUGGGCUGGCAGGAGGAAAGUGAGAAGGGAACUGAUCAAAGAUGCAGACUCAAGGCCAGAGGGCAGCUGCAUGGAGCUGGAGUCCCAGGUCACAGCGCACAUCAUUGAAAAAGAGCCAGAGCUCAAGGAGCCCCUGGAGUUCAAGGUCCAGCCCCAGAUGGUGGGCGAGACUGAAAGCACAAAGGCAGUGCUCAAGCUGGAGCCAACCAGCGACAAGUCAGCAGUUUUUCAAGACUUCUUUCAUUUCCUGGAAGCCUUCUUACCUAAGAUGGUGGAGACGCUGCUCCAGAAAGAAGUGGUUUAAAAUGCGACCUGAUGCAGAUAUGUCCAUUAAAUCUAAGCAUUUAGGAUUUUUUUUUUUUUGCUUUUUUACUUAAAAAAAAAAGACAUAACAGCACUUGUAUUAACCCUUAAGAGUUGGACUUAAAACAGCAGCAACUGUGGCUUUCUGUUGAUCGCGUAUUGAUUGUCAUACAUGUAAAUGUUGGCUCUGCCCCAAUCUCUAGUUUAAUGUUUAAAUGUAUAUUUUUACUUAUUUUGUUUGUUCACAAGAUUUUCUAAUGAAGCCCUACUUUAAUAUUUGAGAUGUGAUUGGAUACAUUUCUGUUUAAAUGAUGAAGUUUAAAGGGAAACUUCAGUGGCAGACUUUGGAUGUACACAACAUUUGAUGCUGUCUUCAAAUGAAUAAAAAAGUCUUUGUAACACA